Molecule: messenger RNA, 1499 nt
Organism: Sphaeramia orbicularis (orbiculate cardinalfish)
Lineage: Eukaryota; Metazoa; Chordata; Actinopteri; Kurtiformes; Apogonidae
Gene: mrm1
Product: mitochondrial rRNA methyltransferase 1 homolog (S. cerevisiae)
Exons: 2
Coding region: 142-1317 (391 amino acids)
Biological process (GO): rRNA methylation
Cellular component (GO): mitochondrion
Molecular function (GO): rRNA (guanine) methyltransferase activity; RNA binding
Source: RefSeq, a predicted model, not a curated record
GCUUACCCAUGUGCGUACAGUCAGCGGGACCUCAAACAUUUACUGUCUUUGCCUUUGGAUCAAGUUUUGGGAGGACAGAUAGGACUUUAACGGUAUUUUGUGAUCUUUGUGAGGUCAGAAGAGCCUUUCUUCACCUCUAAUAUGUGGACAUUUACUAACAUGCACCAACACAAGUUAGUGCUGUUUCUUGGGAGGAGGGGACUCUACAAACCUGGAGGAGUCUACUCUGUGGUAGCGUAUUAUCAUGGUACAGGAAGCCUUCUGUGUCCAGGGAAGAAUAGCAUCAACCCUGCAGUGAAAAGAAGACACAGGGGAUCAGAUCAGCAGAAACCUUUUGGAUCUAAGGGGUGGCACGUCCAUGGCAAGUCAAUUCAAAAAGUGUGGAAAAAUGAGAUGCCACUGUUGAAGAAUCAGAACCAUAGAGAAGGCAGCAGAGUCUCAUCUGAACUCCAGAGACUGUCUCUGGAGGACGUCACUACUGCACAGAUGGAGAAUCUACAAACACAGAACUCAGCAGUGGACUCUAAAGGGCAGAACUAUGAGGUUGUUUUUGGUGUCUCUCCUUGUCUCUUGGCUGUUAUUCAGGGAAGAAGAAAGAUUUAUAGGCUUUAUGUGAAAGAUGGUGAGACUUCACAUAGAGCUUCUGUUGUAAAAGUGUGUGAGGAGGCUCACAAGCGAGGGGUGCCAAUCCAACGGGUCAGUAAAAAAGAUCUGGACAAAAUGUCAGGAGGGCGUGUACAUCAAGGAGUGUGUCUCCAAGCCAGCCCGUUGUAUUAUCUGAAAGAGGAGAGAGAAUUGAGGCUUAAUAGAAAAGACCAAAACAUCCCUCUGUGGCUCGUUCUGGAAGCUGUUCAGGACCCAAUGAACCUGGGAGCCAUUCUGCGCUCAGCCUAUUUUCUCGGUGUGGACAGAGUUGCCAGCAGUGUUUCCCACAGCUGCCCAUUGUCCCCUGUGGUCAGCAAGGCCAGCUCAGGUGUCAUGGAAGUGAUGGGAGUUUAUGGAUAUGGCAACCUUGAACAUAUGCUGAAAAUGAAAGCGGCACAGGGCUGGGAAGUUGUUGGUACAGUCGGAGCGGAGUCAGUGGAGUCCCAUGUUUCCAUCACCCAGUGUUCAGAAUUUGAAAUGACCAAACCCACAUUGUUGUUGAUUGGUGGUGAGGGGGAAGGCUUGUCCCGGAGGCUGCUGUCUCUGUGCCAAACCCUCAUCACCAUCCCAGCAGGCAGAGAACUGUGUUCUGGAAUAGAAUCACUCAAUGUGUCUGUAGCUACAGGUAUUCUGCUUCACUCUCUGCUGUUUUCCAAGAGAUGUAACAGAUAGUCACCAACACUGCAAGGGCUAAGCUUGCAAUCCUUUAGCCUCAUGAAUAGAUUCUUGAUAUGAGUACAUUUUAUGGCAUUUUUUUAUGUAUGAUUAUGUAAUUACCUCCGCCAAGGAGGUUAUGUUUUUGCCAGGGUUUGUUUGUCUGUCUGUCUGUUUGUUUGUCUGUCUGUCCGUUAGUG